This is a messenger RNA of Talpa occidentalis (Iberian mole), 438 nucleotides long. Its product is annotated as cornifin-A-like. The transcript has a single exon. The coding region runs from base 1 to 438 and encodes 145 amino acids. NCBI's taxonomy places the organism in Eukaryota, Metazoa, Chordata, Mammalia, Eulipotyphla, Talpidae. The record is from RefSeq and is a predicted model, not a curated record.
AUGAGUUCCUACCAGCAGAAGCAGCCCUACACCCCACCCCCCCAGCUGGAGCAGCAUCAGGUGAAACAGCCCUGCCAGCCUCCUCCUCAAGAACCGUGUGUUCCCACAACCAAGCAGCCAUGUGUCACCGGGGGGUCACACCCUUGCAACACCAAGGCUCCAGAGCCCUGCAACCCCACACAUCCUGAGCCAAGCCAUCCUACAUUUCCUGUGCAGGGCCACUCCAAGGUCCCUGAGCCUGGUCACCAUCAGGUGACUCAACCGAUCUACCCUCCAGUGCUUCAGCCUGGCCACACCAAGCUCCCUCAGCAUGACCACACCAAGCUCCCUCAGCAUGACCACACCAAGGUCCCUCAGCAUGACCACACCAAGUUUCCAGAGCCAUGUAACUCUACGGUCACUCCAGGCCCAGGCCAGCAGAAGACCAAGCAGAAAUAA